Molecule: messenger RNA, 1302 nt
Organism: Lodderomyces pseudojiufengensis
Lineage: Eukaryota; Fungi; Ascomycota; Pichiomycetes; Serinales; Debaryomycetaceae
Exons: 1
Coding region: 1-1302 (433 amino acids)
Cellular component (GO): mitochondrial matrix
Molecular function (GO): protein binding
Source: RefSeq, a predicted model, not a curated record
AUGCAAAUUCCUAUAACUGGACUAACUCAGCUACUGAAAAGUCUAAUAUCUAUACGAGGUCCAGAUGCAACUAAAUUUUUAAAUGGGCUUUUAACAUCAAGAUUAUUACCAAAUGUUGUUAAAAAGAAACAACAUACUAUAAGUGAUGCAGAAUUAAAACAUGCAAAUUUACAAGAUAUAAUUGAUAUAAAUACAAAUUAUGGAUUAAUGCAUGAAGAUAUAUAUGAUCCAAAUUUUAAUAUAACAAUAAGUAGAGAUGGAAUUAAUUCAAUGAUUUUAAAUUCAAAAGGAAGAGUAUUUACUGAUUGUUUUUUAUAUAGUGAACCAUUUCAUAAUCUAAAUGGAGAAUUUAAUUCAUUAAUGGAUGAACCUGGAUAUUUAUUAGAAGUUGAUAAAGAUAAUGUAAGUCAGGUUAUGAUGAUGUUGAAAUUACAUAAAUUAAGUGCAAAAGUUGAUAUUAAACCAGAUUUAAAAUUUAAAUCAUUUUAUUAUUAUAAUGAUACUACAGAAUUUGAUGAAUGGUUAGAAGAAGUUCAAGAAACUUAUUUUAAAUCAAUUGAUCCUGUUAAUGCAUUACAAAAUGCUAAUUCAUUUAUUGCUAAUGAUAUCAUUUUUAAUAAAAACAUAUCAAAUCAUAUAUUUGGAUUUGCAAUUGAUAAUAGAAUACCAAAUUAUGGAUUUAAAUUUGUAUUAGACAAAACUAUAGACAAGGAAAAACUUUUUUCAUCAUCUUUUCAAAAUUCAUUUAAAAUUAAUGAAAUACCUGAAAAGAUCCUAAAGUAUCGAAGAUUUCAAAAUGGAGUAUUUGAAUAUAAUGAUGCAUCAAAAGGAGAAUCAUUAUUACCAUUUGAAUGUAAUUUAGAUUAUACAAAUGGAUUAUCAUUAGAUAAAGGAUGUUAUGUUGGUCAAGAAUUAACUAUAAGAACUUAUAAUAAUGGUAUAAUUAGGAAGAGGGUAUAUCCAUUAGAAUUUUUUCAAAUUGAAAAAGAAGUGGAAGAUUUAUCAAAUAUUCCAAUUACAACAUUAAGUAAAUUAGAUUUAUCACCAUUAGAAGAUCAACAAGAACAAAAUACUAAUGAAUCCACUCCAGUAAAUAAUCCAUUUGGAACUUCUUCAAAACCAGUGCGGAAAAGAAAAAGUUCAAGUGGUAAAAUUUUAUCAAUAUGUGAUAAUUUAGGUUUAGCAUUAUUAAGUAUUAGUGAUGUUAAUAAAUCUCCAUUAUUUAAAAUUGAAGUACCUACAAUAGAUGGUAAUAAAUUGAUUGGUGCAAAAGUUACAGUUCCUGAUUGGUGGCCAGAAUAG